Puntigrus tetrazona (Sumatra barb) is the source of this 1250-nucleotide messenger RNA. RefSeq names its product gonadotropin-releasing hormone 3 (gene gnrh3). The coding region runs from base 873 to 1184 and encodes 103 amino acids. Lineage: Eukaryota; Metazoa; Chordata; Actinopteri; Cypriniformes; Cyprinidae. The transcript is spliced from 3 exons. The record is from RefSeq and is a predicted model, not a curated record. Gene Ontology annotation, molecular function: hormone activity. Gene Ontology annotation, cellular component: extracellular region. Gene Ontology annotation, biological process: multicellular organism development.
UAUGAAACAUAAUUUUAUGUAUGUCUAUUUAACAAUAGACCCUAGCAUAUACUUGAUUGGCAGUCAGAUGACUCAGUCUUUGUUUGACACAUCCAUUAUGUCUUCAGUUCAUCUGUUCCCCUGUGUGUUGAUGUGGCUGUUUAAACCAUUUAAGCACAUUAUUUAAUUCAUCUCAGGGUUUAAACAAGUCCAUUAGCUGGGUCGCCUGGUCUUAGAAAAGCAGCCCCAGGUGUGCAUUAGUGCAUGCAUUAGAGAGAAACCUGCACCUGUGUUCGCAAGUCUCCCGAUGACGAUAGAGCAGUACUAUUUUAUUUUAGAAGAGCUGUAUAAAAGAGACCAUGAACAACACACUUCAUCUAGAACAAAGACAGCAGGUAAGAGACCCUUUACUCUCAAAAUGUUGUAUUGUUUUAAGAAUAUCUAUGCAGAUUGUGAUUCUGUAGUUCUAAUUUAGACUUUAAACUUAAAAAAGAAAGCAUUCGAGUGACUCUAAAUUUAUAUUUGUAAUAUAAGUCUUAGCUAACCAUUAUUUUUAUGAAGCCAUUACAAUAACAUUUAUCCACUGCUUUAACCCCUUAAAAGUUCAAUCAACCUCUUUUUAUUAAACAUUUACAUUGCUUAGAGAAAUUAUACAACUUCUUUGUAUGGUUUCUGUUGCAUAAACUGUUGAAAAAUAAGGAUGAGUAUAAUAAUGCUGUACAUUUAGUUUUGCCUUAGACAGGUGUGACUUAAUAAUUUAGUUUGAAUAUAUUUAUAGAACCAAAUAAUUAAACAUAGCAUUUUUUCUAUUCUGAACUGGGAGAUACUAUUAACUAACUUACUAACUAAACAAUCCACCAAAAGCAUUUAUUAUAUGAUGCAAUGUUGCGUAUAUGAAAUGUUUAUGCUUGAGUUUUAGCAUGGAGUGGAACGGAAGGUUGCUGGUCCAGUUGUUAAUGCUGAUGUGCGUGUUGGAGGUCAAUCUUUGCCAGCACUGGUCAUAUGGUUGGCUUCCUGGUGGAAAGAGAAGCCUUGGUGAAGUGGAGGCAACAUUUAGGAUGAUGGAUGCUGGCGAUGCAGUACUGUCCAUUCCUGCAGAUUCUCCAAUAGAGCGGCUUUCACCGAUACACAUAGUGAAUGAGGUGGACGCUGAAGGUUUGCCUCUGAAAGAACAGAGAUUUCCCAACAGACGAGGAAGAGUGUAAAAUCACAAAGCAUGAAGAUAAACCCUCGGAGCCAAUGAGAAUAAAUUUAAGUUUUGUUCCACGUGA